UUGUGUAGCAUGAUUCCACGUUGUCACACGUAUGUGCUUGACUGAAGAACAUGGCUUCGAAAGAAAGUAACCUUUCUGUAUUGUAUACGGAAUUAAAUAAAUUAGGACAAAAUGGGGAAUAUGAGAGAGCUGUAAAAACUGCAAACAGAAUUUUAGGCAUCUCCCAAGAUGAAGAAGCGGCGUUUCACUGUAAGAUCAUUUGUUACAUCCAGCUGUCCAAGUUCAACGACGCGUUACAACUUAUUGUUAAAACCCCGAAAUUGGCAACGAAUUUGGAGUUUGAAAAGGGAUACUGUCUAUACCGUUUAAAUCAAGUUUCCGAGGCAUUGAAAGUGAUAGAAAAUGUGCAAAAUCCUUCUCUCAAGAUUAAAGAGCUAAAAGCUCAGAUAUUGUAUCGCCUAGAAAAAUAUGAAGAAUGUUUUGCGGUGUAUAGAGACAUCAUUAAGAAUUCAAAUGACGAAUACGAAGAAGAGAGAGAAACUAACCUUGCCGCUGUUCUUGGAAACUUAGCAAUCGAAGGUUCUGAUUUAGAAGUUCCUUCCUUACGCGAGCAUACUUACGAGUUAACGUACAACGCGGCGUGUCGUUUACUCGCACAAGGAAGCAGAGAUGAUAAAGCUACUUUAGUAGAAGCAGAAAAGAAAUUGCGAACCGCUGAGAAGAUGUGCAAGGAGGGAUUGGAGGAAGAUGGAGCAUCCGAGGAGGAGAUUGAAAAUGAGUUGGGUGUAAUUCGAGUACAGCUUGGCUACUGCUUACAAUUGCAAGGCCGAGAUAAGGAAGCACAUGCGUUAUAUACAGCUGCUCUAAAGGCCAAGCCAGACGAUAUUGCACUGGUUGCCGUAGCUAGCAACAAUUUAGUAUGUCUGAAUAAAGAUCAGAAUGUCUUUGACAGUAAAAAGAGGAUGAAAAGUGCCACUCACGAGAGUCUAGAGCACAAAUUAACUUCUAAGCAAAGAAAAUAUAUCGCAUACAAUCAGUGUUUACUAGCGUUUUACACCGAUCAAGGAGAACAGUGUCACCAGCUGUGCAAUUAUCUUGCGAAAGAGUGCGUAAUACUUGCAGCAGAUGCAAUGUUCAUAAAAGCUGUACAACUUGGUAAAGAGGGUAAACCGAAAGAAGCAGUAAAACUAUUGAUCGAACAUGCAGUCGGCGAUAAGGAAUUGCCUAUGAAGUUGGCCAGCGUGCAGGUACUUUUAAGUCACGAUGAGAGAAAAGACGCGAUCGCUAUUCUUGAGAACCUAAACGAAAGGGACAGAUCUCUACCUGGAAUAGUUAGCGCGCUCGUUAUGCUUCAUUUGGCUGAUAAUGACCGGGAAAGAGCGUCGACCGCUCUAAAAAAUGCGGUCACUUAUUACAAAAAGAACAAGGAAACUACUGAAAAUUUGGGAGAAUUGUGGCGACAAGCUGCUAAUUUUUACUUACGCGGUGGAGAGCUCAAGAUUGCGGCCGACAUUUUGCAAGAAUUAGUAGACGCCUCGCCGUCCGACACCAAGACGCUAGCUCAAUUAGUAGUAGCUUAUGUGCAGUUCUGCCCUACUAAAGCACAGUCACUAUCUAAAAGAUUACCACCUCUUCAUGAUCUUGCCGAAACUACCGACGUUGAUGCAUUAGAGAGCAGCAAUUGGGUUAUCGGAACGAAAGUAGUAAAGAAAAAGAUUGAACCUUCGCCCGGCAAACCAAUAUCAGAUAUAAUUCAAAAGAAGCACAAGAAACGUAAACGCAGAGGCAAGUUACCAAAACACUAUGAUCCAAACAUUUCGCCAGAUCCAGAGAGAUGGUUACCCAGACACGAACGUAGUGGAUUCCGUAAGAAACGAGACAGAAGGAAUAGGGAUACCGCUAUGAAAGGGACACAGGGAGCCGCUACAGGAGCUAGUGAUCUUUAUGACAUCACUAAAAUGCCUGCUAAUGCCAAGCCUUCUCCGAACCCUCGUCAUAGUUCCACAGUGGAAACUUCUGGACCACGUCAGCAACAACGCAAAGUUCAACAGAAAAAGAAGAAGAAGGGUAGCAAGUGGUAAUGAUUCUCAUGUUAAGUAAAAACUGACUAAACUCAUCAUCUUUUGAUAUUAAACAAAAUAAAUUGGACCCUUAUUGAAAAGAAACAACAAUUUGUUACCGAAAGAAUAAUCAAAUGAAUUUGCUACUGUGUAGCUGUAUUUUGUGAAAAACACAAGGUGCAAUACUGCCAUUAAAAAAUAAUAUUUACACGCUGUACGUGUGUUAAUCAAUCACUCGCAGAUUUACCAACAUACCUUGAUGUUUCACGCAUUUAAUGCAUUAAAAAAUUUAUCAAUUAAUUUUAUAUUUACCAAUAACACAUGUA
Molecule: messenger RNA, 2326 nt
Organism: Vollenhovia emeryi
Lineage: Eukaryota; Metazoa; Arthropoda; Insecta; Hymenoptera; Formicidae
Gene: Srp72
Product: signal recognition particle subunit SRP72
Exons: 8
Coding region: 51-2021 (656 amino acids)
Biological process (GO): SRP-dependent cotranslational protein targeting to membrane
Cellular component (GO): signal recognition particle, endoplasmic reticulum targeting
Molecular function (GO): ribosome binding; 7S RNA binding; protein binding
Source: RefSeq, a predicted model, not a curated record